UUUAUCAAAGUUAUAAAUAUGCAAAUUUAUAUAAUGGACUUUUUUAUAGUUUCAAAUUGUAAGUAAGAGUCAUGAUACUCCAUGGCAUGUAUUAUCAGUGUUGUCCUGACUACAUGGCAAUAUGAUAUUUAAGCACUUUACUGUGUUUAAUUAAAUAGUCUCAAGACAACAUGUUAUUUUCUGACAUUACUGUACAUUUGCAUUAUAUGAUGAGGAGUCAGUAUAUCUGUCACAAGAACUAUUAACACAGUAUGGCCAGAAGAUGUCUCUGUAAUCCUCUAAAUAACUGGAGAAGUCUCGCAAUAAACCAGCUUUCCUAGAAUUAAUUAACAUGCUUUUUACUUUUUUAUUAUUUAAAUAAACUCGUCAAACUUUAAACAUUACUGUAGUUCAUAGCAAGCCUGCAAUUACUUUAAGGGAAUCUUUAAAAAAUUCAGAUAUGUUCAUUAAUAAAGAACCAACACCAAUAAAACCAGCAACCCUGAUUAUUAUUAUUAUUAUUAUUAUUAUUAUUAUUAUUAUUAUUAUUAACGUAUAUUAGGUCAAAACUAUUCGUUUUAGCUAAUAUAGGGUAUAGGCUACUUAUAAAAACUAUCGAGAGAGAAUGUUGAUAAAAUAAUAAAAUCAGUUCUUCCAAUAAAAUAAAAAAAAGUCGGUCGUUUUCAACGAUAAAAUUCCAUUUUUAAUUAAUCGGAACCACACACACUGAUGUUUUAUUACAUGUGAAGUGUUCCACGAGAGAAACAGAGAGUUUAUUGUUUAGCUUUCAACUUUAUCUGAUAUUAAAAUAUGUGUUCAUACAAGUCAGAGCGUGCUUAUAUUUGUUCAUAUUGACACUGUUUUACAUGUUGGCUUCAGUUGCAUUCAUCAAAAACAAAUGUAGUGUAUCUAUAAAUGUACAUUUGCUAAAUAUAAUAUAAUCAAGACAUUUAUUUAUUUAUUUGCACGAUAGGAUUGCGUACAACAAAUUGAUUUAAAGUCAUGAGAACCUUUAUACAAAUAAGCUAUACAAAAAUAGAAAUAAUAAUAAUAAUAAUAAUAAUAACUGAGUUUAAGUUCUGUCAGGUUGAAGUGACUUUAUUGCACUAAAACACUGAGUGAAGAUGAGCAGCUAUUCCUGCCAUGAUGCUAAUUAUGAUUUAUAUUACAGUCCAGAUGAGCUAGAAUAAGGUUAGAAUGAUAAAGUGCACGUGAAAUACAGAUGAACAGUAAAAUAAAAAUAUAAAAUUGAAAAGUAGAUAUGUUUAUUAACAUAUUGCACAGUAUAAGGCUAUUAGGCUUGGGCAAUAUAAUAAAAUAAAAUGUCAAUAAAUUAAUGUAUAAACUAAGUCUAAUUAUCAGUAAUUCAUCUUUUGUGUUGUUUCAGUAUAAAUGAAAAAUACAUGAUUCGAGACCCGUAUUAUUAUAAUGGUAAAAAAAAAGGUGUAAAGUCAUUAUUUCAAACAGCGCGCGCACAUUUUUGCUUUCUUGUCGUUUUGAUGAAGGUCUAAAUAAUGUUGAAUCCAUUUAAAUUCCACCAUGGUCAUAAUUCACUCGUCCAUUCUCACAGCUCCAUAAAACAUGAAUGCUGCACUUAAAUAGAUGAUCUGUGUCUCUGCGCUUACAAUUCACAUAGAAUAUAAGCACAGAAAAUCAGACAUAAUGCCUGAACAUUGAGGAUUGCACGUAUAAAAAUGUGCAUUAGGAGUCAUGCAUUCUAAAUAUAACUUAUUACAAUAGCAAUGUUAUUCAUUUAUAUUUUUUUGCAUCACGCAUUAGACUACUUAUUAAUAAAAAUACCACAAAAACACUGUGAUGUAAAGUGUGGCCAUUCGUUGCAUGUUAGACAAAUAAGGGUCGUUAUUAAGAAAGGUGAAAUGUCUGUAAUGUAAUGCGUGUCGCCUCAACAGUGUGUUAGAUAUGAUCAGCAUCAAUGACACUAAUGAACUGGAGAGUAUUAGAUCAUAUACACUGUUGCCGACAUAAUACAUCUGCAUAUUAAAGAUACACUCUGGGAAUUUUUUUUAUUUUAUUUUUUUAUAUAUUGUAGCCUAAUAAAAAUGGACUUACCAAAACCAAUGGGAUACACAUACUAUGCAUUUUACUAUGCAGUUAGGCGUUACGUUUUUCGGGUUAUUUUAAUAACAGCCCAGUAAGAGAUUAAAUACUACAGGUCUCGUGAUGAUGAUAAUAACAGGUGUUAUAAAUAGCAACUGACCGAACCUGGUUUCACUCUGAUGUAAAUGCAUGCUCAUUUACACCUUUAAUGAAGUUAUACGUUAUAAUAACCUGCAGGAGUUACAUAAAAAAGACGACGCUUAGCCUACAAAUAUCUUGCGCAUUUUGCCGCAUAAAAUCGCGAUAAAUCGCGUUUUCGCGCACUUGCUGUACAAGCUGUUAAAUAGUUGUUCUAAGCGAAAUUGAAGUUCUAUAAUAACUUAUCAUUGAAUAGACGAAGCCAACAAAUAAUUUCCGUAUUUUGUCGUAUGUAAGAAGCUAUAAAAAAUCCAAGUUUUAUAUAGCCUAGUUGUUCUAAAUGAAACUAAAAAAUAAAUUAAAAAAAAUAAAUAAAUAAAUAAAGGACCGCUAAAAAAUAUCGUGCGGUGUUCUCCGCUUCACUAUCAUUAAACGACAAUGAAAUGGUCAUACAGCACAGUUGUGUGGAGGUUAAAGUACUUACUCUGUCAGCGGUAAUGGCUCAUAAAGUAAACGUGUCUAUUUUGUCAAAUCUUGAAACAAUGAUUUCUACAGUGCGACGCGUCAUUAAAGCGCUUGAUGGAGUGCGGCUUUUGUCCCAGAGACGCGCAUGCAAAUGUGACGCUGCGCAUCCUCCAAUCACAGAGCGGCGUCACUUAGCGUCUUCCAAUGGGUGAUACGCGUUCGCAGGUGGCGGCGCGUUUAUCAGCUCAUCCCGCUGCGCGCACAUCACAGCGACAGUCCAUUCACCGCGCAUCGGCGAGUCACAUGCGGGCUAUCGAAGCGCUCACAGCGGGCGUGAGAUCUCCCUACGGCCGGCGGCUGGAUUCAGGACGCUUGUGAAUCUCCCGGACACUUUUGUACUUAUAAAACUUUUCAAGUUUCAACAUUGCUCUGAUUUCGUUCCCUUGGAUAAGUUGUCAAGUUGUGGACACUAAACUUUGCGUAAGGUGCACUCUUCUCCUUUGCAUGCAUAUUUUGUUAUUUCUUUCAUCGCGGUUUAUCCUGUGCUUCAUGCGCACCAAUGUUAGCUGUCGGGCAGAUGGAUCCUAACAGGCAGAGUGCUUUCGUCCUGGGCAGUACUCCACUGGCUGCACUGCACAACAUGGCCGAGAUGAAGACCUCUUUAUUCCCGUACACCCUGCAGAAUCACGCGGGGUUCAAGGCUCCUUCUCUGACCAAUCUGAACUCCCAGAUCCCGUUGGGGACGCCACAUGGAAUAAGCGAUAUAUUGGGGAGACCCAUCACCGCAGCUGGACAGUUUCUCACGGGCUUUCCCAGGAUCAACGGGUUGGCCACAUCGGCCGGGAUGUACUUUAACCCCGUGUCCCGAUAUCCCAAACCCUUGACGGAGUUGCCCGGGAGGGCGCCCAUUUUUUGGCCGGGAGUGAUGCAGGGUUCGCCGUGGAGAGACCCGCGUGUGCCCUGUCCGGCUCAAGUAAACAUGAUGCUGGACAAAGAUGGCAAGAAGAAACAUUCCAGACCAACUUUUUCAGGACAGCAGAUUUUCGCCCUGGAAAAAACGUUCGAACAGACCAAAUAUCUGGCGGGUCCGGAGAGAGCUCGACUGGCAUAUUCCCUGGGAAUGACUGAAAGUCAAGUCAAGGUGUGGUUUCAGAACAGAAGAACCAAAUGGCGGAAGAGACACGCGGCUGAAAUGGCCACAGCCAAAAAGAAACACGAUUCAGAGACGGAGAAGAUGAAGGAGAGUUCGGAAAACGAGGAUGAUGAUGAUGAUGAAUACAACAAACCUCUGGACCCGAACUCCGACGACGAGAAAAUCUCAAGACUGUUAAAAAAGCACAAGGCGAGUAACCUGUCCCUCAUCAGCCCCUGUAGCAACAGCUCGGACACUUUGUGUUGAUACUGAGCACUCUUCAUCAUCAUCAUCAUCAUCAUCAUCAUCAUCAGCCUCAGGAUCUUCUGGAGAAAUGAGGCAGAAUUAACCAGGGUAUAAACACACUGAUCACACGGAGAGACUCUGAAUGCAACUGUACAGUUAGAAGUGUAUGUGAGAUGUAUAUAUUUUUUUUUAUUGAGUAAAUUAUGUUAUUAAAGCAUCACGGAGACGUGCCAACUCCCCCUCAUCUUCAUCAUCAUCAUCAUCAUCAUCACAGGUCAACUGAAGAUGAUUUUUGGUUCAGUCGCAGAAGCAUAGCGACGCCUAACAGUUUGACAGUUUUAAUUUGGGAAACAGGUACACAUGUGUAUAAAGUCGGUGUUGUAAAUGAUGUGAAUAGAAUUUGUUUUAACAAUGUCCCUUUUGGCCGCUUAUACUUUCAAUGGAAGGACUUUAUGUUUUACCUCACAACACGAAAAAUAAACAAAUAUGGAUGAGAAAUAUCAGACGAAGAGAAUAUUAAUGCUUCCGUGCUGAAGGAAGAAAAAAACAAAAAAACUUUGUAUUAAAAAUAAAUUAUUUAACAAGCCAAUGUUUUAAAUAUGUCUUGGUCCUUUCAUGAGUCAUGUGUUUAUUUAUUGCUGUUUAAAACGAAGUAUUUCUAAUUUUAUUAAAAAAAAAAAUGUUUAAGUUGAAUUUAUUUGCAAUGCGCUUUUAGGCCGCGUAAAAGUUUGAAUGUUUAAUCUGCGCAUUAUUAUUAACAAUUACAACACACUAAUGAUACUAAUAAUUCAUUAUAAUUGCUAGUAUUUUUUUUAAGUUAAUAUACAGUAAAUAUAGCAUACAU
Messenger RNA from Myxocyprinus asiaticus (Chinese sucker), 4862 nucleotides. RefSeq names its product homeobox protein Nkx-6.2-like. The transcript has 3 exons. The record is from RefSeq and is a predicted model, not a curated record. The coding region runs from base 3200 to 4039 and encodes 279 amino acids. Gene Ontology annotation, biological process: regulation of transcription by RNA polymerase II; cell differentiation. Gene Ontology annotation, cellular component: nucleus. Gene Ontology annotation, molecular function: RNA polymerase II cis-regulatory region sequence-specific DNA binding; DNA-binding transcription factor activity, RNA polymerase II-specific. Lineage: Eukaryota; Metazoa; Chordata; Actinopteri; Cypriniformes; Catostomidae.